AUGAUCCGCACGCUCGAGAGCGACUCUAAUGUCAUCAAGCAAUACCGAAAUGCAUUCUCCAGCAUCUAUAAGCAAUCCAAGCAUCCGAAAGAGUUGCACGCCGUCGUUUCAGCAAUCGCCCUGACCCAAGCUCGCCUGACCCCUGUGAUCAUCUCCAAUCUCUUAGGACUCGAUAUUGGAACAGUCAGAGCAAGCAUACAGGAAUUGGGCCAUGUCAUCGAUGCUCAGCACAAUGGACGCUACGACAGUACCAUUUCGCGACUCAAAACUCACAAAUCGGUAUCAUCAUUCUUGCUCAGCGAGCAGUCGCUCGGCGAGCGCUUCCAUGUACCGGGCAGGCUCCAUGUGGUACUUGCAUCCAGGUGUCUGCAAGUGAUUCUCUCGCACGAGCCCACGAUCAAUAUUUGCGAUGUCUACGACUUGCACGACAAAGUGCCCGACUUUGAGGACAAAGUCAAGUCCAAGAUCUCGCCGACGCUCCGGUACAGCGUUGCCUCAUGGAUUUCCCACUUUGUGCAGUACAAAGACGCUGGAUUGAUCGAGCUGCUUUCCCGGUUCGUGUCGAGCCAUGCGUUCUUCUGGCUCGAGUGCGGAUCGCUCAUCAAAUCCAUCAAGCCCAUCAUCGAUCAGCUCGAUAUUCUCUGGGAAGCCAUCGCUCGGGCACCCAACGAUAUCAUCGACAACAAGACCAAUGCGCUCGUCUGGAACAUCAGAAGGUUCCUGCAAGAGUUCUCCGAGCCGAUCGCCGCAAGCGCACCGCAAGUGUACAAUUCGGGAUAUGUCUUCACACCCAAGGACAGCUUGAUCUACAAGACCUAUGCCUCCGCCCUCGAGGACAAGAUGCCGUUCCUGGUCACGGCUGGACUGCCAAGAACCUGGGACUCGGCAUGGGAGCCAAGCCGGGUUUCUAACUGUUUAAUCAGUGGAGCCAUUGUGACCCCACAAGGAGAGUAUAUAUUGGGAAGCGACUCUGAUUGGAAAAACGGAGAUAGUUCUGUUUGGGAUGCUUUCACCGGUCAAUACUACGGCUCGUUGCCAUAUGGAGCCAAUUUCAAAACGGCUCGACUAUCGAACGACCGCUCGUUCUUUGUGGCAUCGACAAGGAGCAGGCUCAUCAUAUGUGAUGCGAAUAAUUACAGUCUGAGGCACACUCUGACCCCCACAUCCGGCGGAGUUCAAUCAUUCGCAAUAACGGAUGAUGAUACCAAGAUAGUGUCUGGAUAUGGUGAUACUGUCGAUAUUUGGGAUGUUGCCACUGGUGAAAGGGAAUCCGGGCUCACAUUGCCAAGACCAAAGGGACGAUGUAAUGUAUACAUCAGUGUGUUGACAACAUUUGCUCGCUCCAAUUGA
Polychytrium aggregatum is the source of this 1350-nucleotide messenger RNA. RefSeq lists its product as uncharacterized. The transcript is spliced from 2 exons. The record is from RefSeq and is a predicted model, not a curated record. Bases 1 to 1350 code for a protein of 449 amino acids. NCBI's taxonomy places the organism in Eukaryota, Fungi, Chytridiomycota, Chytridiomycetes, Polychytriales. Gene Ontology annotation, molecular function: protein binding.